AUGGUGUUAAAGGAUCCUGGCGUGUUUCUGACCCUUUUCCUAUGGAUUACGGCUUCCUGGGGCUGCCUGGCUACAGCUGCGGGGCUUGGUGCUGCCGCCCGCAAGCAGGAUGAGACUCUUUCUGCUGUCAGUGUUUACAGAGCCAGAUGCACCUCCAGGUGCCUUAGCCUGCAGAUCACCCGAAUCUCAGCCUUCUUCAAGCAUUUCCAGAACAAUGGUUCCUUGGUAUGGUGCCAGACUCACAAACAGUGUUCUAAGUGCCUGGAACCCUGCAAAGAAUCAUGGGAACUAAAGAAAAACCAAUGCCAAAGUUUUUGUGAGCCUCUUUUCCCCAAGAAGAACUAUGAAUGCCUAACUAGCUGUGAGUUCCUCAAGUACAUUCUGUCAGUGAAGCAAGGUGACUGUCCAGCACCUGAGAAGGCCAGUGGUUUUGCAGCUGCCUGUGUGGAAAGUUGUGAAAUUGAUAAUGAAUGCUCUGGAGUGAAGAAAUGUUGCUCGAAUGGAUGCGGACAUACCUGCCAAGUUCCCAAAAACCUAUACAAAGGUGUUCCUCUGAAGCCCAGGAAAGAGUUACGAUUUACAGAACUUCAAUCUGGACAGCUGGAGAUUAAGUGGUCCUCAAAAUUUAAUAUUUCAAUUGAGCCUGUAAUCUAUGUGGUGCAGAGGAGAUGGAAUUAUGGAAUCCAUCCUAGUGAAGAUGAUGCUACAAAUUGGCAGACUGUGGCGCAGACUACUGAUGAGAGAGUUCAACUGUCUGACAUAAGACCUAGCAGGUGGUACCAGUUCCGAGUGGCUGCUGUUAAUGUUCAUGGAACAAGAGGCUUCACAGCACCCAGUAAACACUUCCGCUCCUCUAAAGAUCCAUCUGCUCCACCAGCUCCAGCUAAUCUUAGGAUUGCCAACUCCACUACUAACAGUGAUGGAAGUGUGGCUGUAAGAAUUAUUUGGGAUGUGCCAGAAGAACCUGAUAUUCCCGUGCAUCACUACAAAGUCUUUUGGAGUUGGACAGUCAGCAGCAAGUCAGUUGUACCAUCUAAAAAGAAGAGAAGAAAGACAACUGAUGGGUCUCAGAAUUAUGUGAUCCUGGAAGGUCUUCAGCUGAAUAACAACUAUAUGGUAGAAAUACAGGCCAUAACUUACUGGGGACAAGUACGCCUAAAAAGUGCUAAGGUGUCUCUUUACUUCACUGCCACACAAGCAACAAGUAAUAAAGAUCAUCUUGGAAAAACUAGAAAAGGAAUCACUGAAAUACUUCCCCCUUUUCAAAGAAGGAGACCAACUCGCCUGCUGGAAAUUGGAGCCCCUUUCUACCAGGACAACAUGCUUCAGGUCAAAGUAUACUGGAAAAAGAAUGAAGAUGCCAGUGUGAAUCGCUAUCAUGUCCAGUGGUUUGCAGAAUCAUGUGCCCAUAAUGAAACGAGUGAACCUGAGAAAGCUACUGGUAUGGCCCAUGAAAAUUAUAUAAUUCUUCAAGAUCUGGCCUUUUCGUGCAAAUAUAAAGUGACUGUUCAACCAGCAAGACCCAAGGGUCGUUUGAAGGCAGAAAGUAUUUUCUUUACUACCCCACCUUGCUCUGCUCUGAAAGGGAAAAACCACAAACAUAAUAGCUGUCCUGGUGAAGGAGGUCCAGCUCUUUCCAAAGUGUUAGCGAAGCCUGAGAACCUGUCGGCAUCUUUUGUUGUUCAAGAAGUCAAUAUCACAGGACAUUUUUCCUGGAAGAUGUCCAAAGCCAAUCUCUAUCAGCCUAUGACAGGAUUUCAAGUCACUUGGGCAGAAGUCACCACAGAGAGUAGACAAAAUAGCUUACCCAACAGCAUCAUUUCCCAGUCUCAGAUACUGCCAGCAGAUCACUAUGUGCUGACUGUGCCCAAUUUGAGACCAUCCACACUUUACAGAUUGGAAGUGCAAGUCCUAACUACUGGAGGGGAAGGGCCAGCCACAAUAAAAUCUUUCCGGACACCUGACCUGCUGUCAUCUUCACCUCACAGACCUCAUCUUAAACAUCAUCCACAUCACUUCAAGCCUUCCCCAGAAAAAUACUAA
Molecule: messenger RNA, 2043 nt
Organism: Gracilinanus agilis (Agile Gracile Mouse Opossum)
Lineage: Eukaryota; Metazoa; Chordata; Mammalia; Didelphimorphia; Didelphidae
Gene: ANOS1
Product: anosmin 1
Exons: 14
Coding region: 1-2043 (680 amino acids)
Biological process (GO): neuron differentiation
Cellular component (GO): cell surface; extracellular region
Molecular function (GO): peptidase inhibitor activity; protein binding
Source: RefSeq, a predicted model, not a curated record